This is a messenger RNA of Glossina fuscipes, 5175 nucleotides long. RefSeq names its product protein ECT2 (gene pbl). Bases 766 to 4797 code for a protein of 1343 amino acids. NCBI's taxonomy places the organism in Eukaryota, Metazoa, Arthropoda, Insecta, Diptera, Glossinidae. Gene Ontology annotation, biological process: activation of GTPase activity; regulation of cytokinesis, actomyosin contractile ring assembly; mitotic cytokinesis. Gene Ontology annotation, cellular component: nucleus; cell cortex. Gene Ontology annotation, molecular function: guanyl-nucleotide exchange factor activity; GTPase activator activity. The record is from RefSeq and is a predicted model, not a curated record. The transcript is spliced from 13 exons.
AGAAAAAAAGCACUCAACAAAAUAAAAUUUUACAUCAAAGGAAGCGAUGGAAGUUGAAAUUUUUUCGAAAUGGCAUUGAAGUCACAUUAUAGAAAAAAUCGCUUUUACAUUCAGAAGUCGAUAGAUUUAAUUUAAUAAAGCAAAAAAAAAGGAAAGUGUGUUAAAAAAAAUCAUUGCGCUGAACAUACAAAAAAUCGCAGAAAACAAGAGCAAUUCAAGUACGUAUGUGUGUUUUUAUGUGUAAGUGGUUGUUGAGCAUCCCACAAGCAUGUAGAUACAUUUAAAUGAAUUUUUUUUGUCAACUACACACUCAUCGGCGUUAAUAAACUCAUCGAUAAUACGUAAGAAAGGAAAGAAAAUACAAGGAUAUACAUAAACAUUCCUUAAAAAAUAAAUGUGUAAAAAAGAAAAUAAAAGAAAAAAUAAGUAUAAAAAUAAAAUCUCUUACUAAUAUUCUAAUCCUGUAAAAUUUUUACAAUUCCGCCAAAAUUGCCACACUUUUGAGACACUAUUCGAGAAAAGUAAUUAAUAGUGUAUUAAAUACGUGUCCAUUAAAAGAUUGCCCAAUUUAUAAAUUUGAGUGAAGGCUUACCGCCAACUUUUCAAACAAUUGAAAACUUUUCUUUUUGACGUUUAUUUUUCGGUUAACAUUUUUGAAUAGUUACAUACGUACAGCUUCUCUGGGAGAAGCUUUAAUGGUUGGAUAUUUUUUUACAUAUUAUUUUACACUGCAUAUUUGUAACAAAAAUCUUAUAAACAAACAUCAUGAAAACUAUAGACGAGCAAUCGAACAGUGAAAUGUCUAUGUUAUCACCAUUCACACCGGUUAAUAUACGUAUUUGUCUUGUUGGUGAAGUAGCCGAAGAUGAGUCAUGCUGCGAAGCUGCCCGAACAUUUGGCGUUCCCGUUGUGACCUCAGAAACCGGCCUGGAGCUAAUUAACGAUUAUGCUUGGCGAACGCAUUUUAUUUUAAAAGAUUUUGAAACUGCUCUCUACAGCGCAAUACAUAAAAGCAAACAAUGCAUUUUGGGUCCGCCAGCUUUAAUACAUGCCGCCGCUGCGAAAGGUGAUCUCAAACGAAACGCACGGCCCAUUUAUAAUUAUGCAAUGGAUGGCGUUGUAACGUGUUUCACGGGCGUACGUAAGAAGGAUGAAUUGACAAAGCUGGUGAAUUUAAUUCAUUCUAUGGGCGGUGGUAUACGCAAGGAUAUGAAUGCCCAAAUUACCCACUUAAUAAGUACGCACAGCAGUGGUGAUAAAUAUGUAUAUGCUAAAACAUUUCGUUUAACCGUGGUUAGGCCAGCUUGGGUAUAUGCCGCUUGGGAACAACGUGAUAAGCCUGGAUUUCGUGCCAAUACCGAAGAAUUUUCAAGUGAACAUAAGCUAAAAGCGUUUGAAGGACAGAAAAUUUGCUUUUUUGGUUUCCCUGCCGAUGAACACGAACAUAUGGUCGAAGUAUUGGAAAGCAACGGCGGCAUACCUGCGGAAUUAGAUGAUCCUGAGUGUUCACAUGUUGUCAUGCCUAAAACGGGUGGUCAUUUUUCUGAACUUUUCUCUCUUACUACUACUGACACCGCAGCUACUACUAACAUUUCCAAAAAUUUUCAAAUUAACCCUUUUCCCAAACAAUUCCAUAAUUUUCAAAAUUGCCCAAAUCAAAGCAUUGUUGAAGAAAUGGAAGUUGAUAACGAGUUGGAAGCAGAAAAUAAUAACAGUAAUCAAGGUAAUAAAAAUAAUGAAGAAGAUAAAGAUGAAGAUGAUGAUGAUGAAGUUGACGACAAUUUCGAUGAACGUCUGGCUUUCGACUUUGAGGACAAUUUAAAAGCAUAUGCGGCAGAAAAAGAAGCAGAAGACAAUCUUGUUAGCGAUUUGCUUAAUUUGGAUUCAGAAAAUUUAGAAAACGCUUUCCAGUUAUCUCAUGAUUUAAAAAUAACAACCCUUGCCAGUACGCCGAAAUCUUCUAAAGUGCAUGUAAUUAGGAAUGAUUUAAAGGUUUCGCCCUUUAAAAAGGACACGAAAUGUGUUUUACAAGAAUUUCGCAAUAUAUCCUCGAUAUAUGUUGAUACUAAAGACUGCACUCAAUCGGACAGUAAUAAGCACCGACAAGUUAUGGAUUUUUCCAUAACGACAGACAUAGAUGAUCUGGACCAAAAAGAUGAGCAUCAUAUACCUAAAAAGACAUUGAAACGCAAAUGUGGCAAUUCCGACGUUUCCUUGACGUCAGGUGAGUCGUCCGCUAUGCCUUCAAGUAAUAAAAAACCGAAAUUAUCGCACAUUGAUUCUAUAAAACGUACUUUUAAACGUUCGAUGAGUUUUGUGGCCGAACGUACGCCUAUCGCUAAAAUGCUCUCGUUACGACGCAGCACAGUGGACACGAUAAUGGAUGAUAGACUAAAUUUUGAGGAAGACGAGAUUACCGAAAAGGAUGACGAUUCGCCAUGCUCUAUAGCCUCAGUUCAAAGCACUUUUAAUCAAUCGGUACGCAAACCGGUAAAAGACAAAUUGCGCAAUUUUAAAAAUCGCUUGGCGCGUAGCAGCGGCCGCAAAGAAAAAGGCGCUUUCAAUAGUAUUAAUGAAUUAUCGAAAAAGACUGUACCGGAUGGAUUACAAGCGGAAAAGGAGGAAUUCAAAACGCCGAAAGCGCCUAAAAUAAUGUGCGAUCGUGCAAGUACGCUUUCUGCUUCAAGAAAACCUUUAUCAACCUCUGCUUUUAAAAGCCGGAAUACAUCCGUCCAUUUUGCCGAUUCCCCUUGUAAUUCCCCAUCAACCUCUCUUUCUGCACUCGCUAGUCAAAACAUUGGUCUAGGUUCUACUCUUUCCUUUAACACACUAUUAACAUCCCCCUGUACGAAUGUUGAUACUGCCUUGAGUCCCGGCAAACAAAUAUACCCUAUUCAUCGGGAACCAAAUGAUACUCAAGAUACAAAAUAUCCAACGCUGAGCGUAGAAAUUGGAGAGCAAAUACAAAAUGAAUUGUUGUGCGUAGCAGACCAAGCGACAACGGUGGUUGACGAACACGCCACGCAAGUCAAGCCCGAAACAAGGAACCAACAAACUCAUAUUCUCAAAUCCGAUUGGUUCUGGUACACGAUUCAAAACGGGUACGCUCACGAAAAAGAGUAUCUGUUCGGCGAUUAUUUGCAUAGUAUUGCGAAUACUCCAAAUACGGAUCGUCGUGAUUCUCUGCCAAUUAGUUUUAAUAAUCGGAAGCGUAAACAUUUCCUGCAAUCGGAGGGUUCACCAUCGGCUUCAAAACAACGUCAUUCGUCGGAUGCUCAUCUCCUAUCGGUAUCAUCUGGCAGCUUCUUUGAUUGUACUAGCAGUCCCGAUAAAUUGGAAACUGGAAUAAUUUUGAACGAACCUGAGAGUUCAGUAUGCGAAGAAACGCCCGCGAAAAAGUGCUCGAUGCGUUUCAACCAUUUUAUGGAGUUUUAUACUACAGAAUCAAAUUACGUUGGUAUAUUGGACACAAUUGUCAAUCUCUUCAAAAAUCCUUUAGAAAUGAGUGUAAAAAAUAAUGAUGCUUUACUAAGUAAAUCUAAAAUAAAAGCCAUUUUUGGUAAUUUUCUGCCCAUACAUGAGGUGCAUCAGAGUAUGCUGGAACGUUUGCGUGCCAUACAUGCUAAAUGGUCGGAGGAUUGUUUGAUCGGUGACAUUAUACUGCAACAUCGUGAUGAUUUAAUUAAAGCCUAUCCGCCCUAUGUGAAUUUCUUUGAGCAAAUGAAAGAGACUUUAAUCCAAUGCGAUCAAGAGUAUCCCCGGUUUCAUGCUUUCUUAAAAAUUAAUCAAAUUAAACCGGAAUGCGGACGUCAAAGAUUGCAGGACUUAAUGAUACGUCCCGUACAACGUCUACCUAGUGUUAGUCUAUUAUUGAAUGAUAUACUUAAGCAUACGAGUAAGAGCAAUCCUGAUUAUUUACCUUUGGAGGAAGCUUUGAAAGCGAUUAAAGAAGUUACGAUGCAUAUUAACGAAGAUAAACGUAAAACAGAAUCCCGGAUAGCUAUCUUCGAUAUAUUUAAUGAUAUUGAAGAUUGUCCGGCUCAUCUCGUAUCUUCGAAUCGUAUGUUUAUAUCGCGAUGCGAAGUAAAUGAACUGACAAAUAAUUUAAGUGGGCGGGGUGAUAGCUUGAUGCUAUACUUAUUUUCUGAUACAAUUGAGGUAUGCAAGAAGCGUUCACGUUUCAAUAGCGCCAAAUCCCCCGGUAGCACAAAAACACAUAAACAUGUUAAACUUAUUUCGUUGAAUGCCAUAUAUUUUGUUAUCGAUAUAACGGAUAGUCCGCGUGCUUUUGCUUUAUUAUGCGGUCAUGACAAGGAUAACUUAUACUCAUUUAACAUUGCUGAUGAGGAGGUUGAUAAGGUGAUCUACUUGAAAGCACUAUGUAAACAAAUGGCAGAAAAUGCAUGCCGCACUGACACGAAUAAGCCUUUACUGUGUCGCACUUCGCAGGAGUUGGACGUCGAUAUUAGCGACAUUAAUUUGAGUACAUUGUCCAAGGCUUUCAAAUUAGCCGCACGGACACGUCUAAAGGUUGGGCGGGCGUUUUCCUUUAAUAAAACGCCAUCGAAAUUGAAACGUGCCGUUUCUACAAUGAUGACACCGCCCUUUGGGAGUACUAGUUCUUUAACACCGGCUUCACAACUGGCGCAAAUGAGAUUGGCCAGUUGUACCAAUAUUCAUGAAGUCACACAGGAGGACACUUGCGAUGAUAUAUGCAAUCAUUCACCCGCGCCGCGUUCCGUUCAACCAACACGUAGAAUCAAAUUUUCAACAUUCGGUAGUGUGGGUCGCAUUUAAACAAUUUUAACGCUUUACUUAAUGUAUAAUAUCUAUCUCUACUUCGACAGAAUGAUUCGGGAUUUAUUUAUUACAUAAAAAGAAAAUAGCAUUGCCUUGACGAACACUUUAAAUUUUUGGUAAUCUAUCUAAAGGCAUAUACAAAAAUGAAUGAAGUGAACAACUGGAUGUAAAAUACAUAGACUUUUUCUCAAAAAGAUUGUUACAAAAUAUGUUUUUUAAAGAUAUUUUUAUUUAAGAUGUGUUAUAUAUAUUAUAGAUUUUAGAUUUUUACAGAAUUUUUUGAAUUCGAUAUUCGUUUUGUAUAUAUAAUAUCGUCGCCAUAAUUGGGCUUUUCAUGUUCAAGAAUUGUUUUUAUAUAAUUCAAAAAUAUUUUUU